Colias croceus (clouded yellow) is the source of this 8761-nucleotide messenger RNA. Its product is annotated as cytospin-A-like. Gene Ontology annotation, biological process: actin cytoskeleton organization. NCBI's taxonomy places the organism in Eukaryota, Metazoa, Arthropoda, Insecta, Lepidoptera, Pieridae. The transcript is spliced from 25 exons. Gene Ontology annotation, cellular component: microtubule organizing center; filamentous actin. The coding region runs from base 325 to 6291 and encodes 1988 amino acids. Gene Ontology annotation, molecular function: protein binding. The record is from RefSeq and is a predicted model, not a curated record.
CUCAUCACGUAAUAAACAAUAGAUCGAUUUGAUGAGCCCAUAAAAAUUUAAAUUUCGAAUUUCAAAUCAAACUUUCAAAAUUAGGUAGAAGGCGACUAGAAAAAUAAUCUUAAUUUAAACAAUUCGUUAUGUAUUUUUAAUGUUUGCAGAAUGAACCAUUCGAACCACUUCUAAAUUAGUAAAAUAAGAUAGGUACAUUGUAUUUAUGUGAUUUUUCCAAAGAAUUGAACUGAAGCUGUGAUAUAUUAAUUGUGUGUAGUGUCGUGGUUUUGAUUAUUAAUUAUUGGAUGUCGAUCAUUGGAUAUAAAAUGGAUAGAAGAGGUUAUGCAGCAGAAGGCGCCACUGGUGCCUAAUAAUAUCAAGUUUCAGCAACCGCACAUUCCGCAAGCGACCCGCAGGGGUUUGGCUGCGAAUUUCUUCAAAGCAACAUUUAGUUCACGCAGCAAGGCAGUGCCUGCUGCGUCUUCCUAUUCGGUUGAAGAAACUAGCAAAAUAGGCAGCGCGGAGACAAAACCUGUUACUAGAAAUCGACCUAGGACAGCGCCAGCAGAUACACAAGUCAAGAGAAAAAGUGUCGAGCGGCCAAAGCUUGUACUAAAUCGUGAAACCUCCUUAGAGCCAGCUAGACCGCUACGGAGCAAGCCAAACACCCCGGACCCCGGGCCCAAAACACCACACAAAAAUGACCUGAAAACUAAGAACGUCGUUUUAAAAAUUAUUAAAAAAACACCGGCGCCGUCAAAACCAGUGGAAUCCAAAACUGACAGUCUCCUCCCGCCAUCUUUGAAAGCGUCGGUUGCUGAAAAAAAUAAAUUGACGCGUUCGAAAUACGUAAACAAUAACACUGUUUGGACGAAUGCUAAUGUAACAAAGGAGAAGAGAGGACCGCUUUUAUCCCUCAGAGGACCCAGCCAGGGGAAACAGGAGUCGACCCUCAAGGGCGCUCCUUCCGUGUCCAGUCUCGACUCGAAGCACCACAAAGUCGCGCCAGCGAGAGACAAGGCGCUUAAAAUAUUCGGCUCCAAGGAGAAGUUGAAUAAAGCGCACAAGAAGAAAGAUUUGGGCAACAAUAAUGCCGUGCUCGAAGACCCUGAAUUGAGAGAGGGUUUCGAAUAUGAUGAUGCGCAGGUCCGGCCCCAUGACUAUGGGAGCGCGGAAGAGCUGGGCUCUGGGUCGGUAGACGAGAGGGGAUCGCAGGAGUGCAUCAGUUUGCCGGUCAACUUGAAUGCAGAACACAUGCCUGGGUUUCAGGACGUCGAGCUGAGGCCUAGAGUUGCUUCUGAGGCUUCUCUCACAUCCGGGGUGCGUGAGAUCGAAACCCUGCGGCGGGAACUGGAAGAGAGCACGAUGGAGCGAGCUGCACUUCAGUCGCGCGUCGACGAGCUGCUGGAGAAGGCAAGCGAAGCGGACCGGCUGAGGGCGGAACUCGACAGACUGAAGAGCCACGAAGCAGAUCGCGAAGCAGCACUAGAACGGCUAGCAGAUGAGAACGGAGCGCUACGAGCAAGGUUGCGGGGGGUCGCGCACUCCCCACUAUCGGACAGUGAGAAGCGCCAGCUGCUGCUCGCGCCAGCGCCGAGGAGGAUGCACUCGUCUGCACCGGCAUCGAUUGCUUUGGCUAAUGGCGAGGGAGAGAACGGAGAAGCCAGUACGCCAGAAUGGGACAAGCAUUCGUCGUCUUCGUUAAGUGAAGUGUCCGUCGCCUGCCUACAGGAUAGGAUCUUGCAGAUGGAGGAACAUCACUAUAGUCUUUUGGACAAUAUUGAAUUGUGCACAAGUGAAGAACUGCAAGCCACACUGGCCGAACUGGCCGACCUCCAAUCUCAACUGGCCGACGCGCACGCCGACAACGAGCGGUUGGCCGACGAGAAACAAGUGCUCUUGGAGUCGCUUUGCCGACAAACCGAGAAAUUGGAAGAUAGUCGGACCAAGGUCGAUACACUCCAGGAACUGUUACUGAGAGAAGGCAUCGAACCCGAAACUCUAGGACCCAUCGACACCGAUCAACAGUUGUUCGCUGUCCUUAAGGUAUCACAAGAAGAACGGCGGCUUCUGCUAAGCAAGCAAGAGCAGCUGGAAGCAGAGCUAGGAGAAGCGAGUACAGCGCUAAAAGAAAAGACCAAAGAAAUAGAAACACUCAAUGAGAGGAUACGGGCGCUGGAGGGCACGCUGGAGCGCGCGGAGGCGGAGCGCGCGCAGUGGGAGCACGAGGCGGGCGCCGCGCGCGAGGUGGCCGCCGCGCGCCAGCACCAGGUCGCCACGCUCUCCGACCUGCUGGACGCCGCCAAGGCCAAGUUGGCGGGAGCAGCGGAAGGCGCAGCAGCCGCCGAAGCAGCCGCCACAGCAGCAGCGCGGCGCGAAGCAGAGGCCGCGUCUGCGCGCGCACACGCGCUGGCCGAGCGGCUCGCGCACGCGCAGCGGCAGCUCGAUAGAGCGCACUCGGACGCGAGGAAGCUGCAUGAUGAUGCACUGGUGUCACGCAACAACGCAAAAUCAACAAUAUCCGAACUGGAGUUCCAGUUGGAACAACUUCGACAAGAGAAGGCCGCUUUACAAGGAGAACUGCAAACUUUGCAGGACAGCACAGCUGAGUUGCAAAUACAGGUGCAAGUAGCAACCGACGAGAAGCUAGCGCUGAUGAGCCGAGCGGGCGAAGCCCUAGCGCGCGCUGCGGACCUCGAGCGGCAGCUGCAGGACGCGAGGGCGAAGUACGCGCAGUUGGCGCGGGACCGGGAGAGAGAUGAAGCGGAAUGGAAACAAUUCCAAAGUGAUCUCCUCAUGACGGUCCGAGUUGCGAACGACUUCAAAACGGAAGCCCAAAGAGAGCUCGAAAGACUCGUCUCUGAAAACAAGAUGGCGAGAGACCGUAUACGACUCUUGGAGGAUCAGAUGCAUUCGCUUAAAGGUUUAAACAGGUCAGGGAAUGGAGAAAUCGUAAGGAAUUCGGACGAUGAAGUGUAUUAUAGUGAUUCUGAUGGCGUAGAUACUCCAACCAAUUCACCGAAAGAUAUUUUUCAGAAUAUAAGAACUCGAUAUUUAUCCCGUGUGCACAGUGUGACCGAUGUUUCCAAAGAUAGUAUCGUAGACCAAGCAUUCUUCAAACAUAAUGCACCAAGUAAUAGAAAAGAUGAUGAUAAAUCAACGAUUGAAAAUUACAAACUGUCUAUAGAAAAUGUAACAUUAGAUGAGACUAAUGAUGAUGAAAUAGAUAAUGCAUUGCCAAGUAUAUCAUUUGAUAAGAUCGGUUCUUCUUUAGUUAAUAAAGAUAUUAAACGACAAAAUGCUGUUGAUUUACCACCCAGUGCAAAACUUAUUAGGCAAGGUGCUAUAGACAACAGCGGCGUAUUAGAAAGAGAAUUUGUUAAAAAUACACAUCGGAGUAAAACAGGUUACAGUAAAAAACAGCUUUCGAAUUUAUUUAAUGGUAAACCAAAAUCGUUCAGUCUUGAUAAUCUAUGUUCAAGUGAGGAAUACAAAAAUGCUCUAAAUGAAUCAACUAGUAUUGAUUUAUUUAGUCAACACACAAAUUCCAGUGAAAUUUCUUUAUAUUCAGAAGGCUCUGAUAGCAUAUUUUUAUUCCCAAUUGUAAGAAACAACGAUGAUCACGAAAUACAGAAAAUCGAAAGUCCACCGCUUACCUUGGAAACAUUUAAACCGAAUGAAAAGAUAAAAGUACCGGUUAUAAAUAUUGAUAAAGAAGAAGAAAGAGAAGAAGUUCCUGUAAUAAAAGCAGAAUCAAUUUUACCAUCUCCAUAUCCAACUGAUUUACAUAAGGAAGACCUUCCGAUUCAACCUUUGAACUUGAAACCGGUCAUUGCAACUGAUAAGACGGCUGAUAGUGAUAUAAAAAACGUUAAUAGGCAACUGGAAGUUACUUUUAAAGCAGCUCUUGACAGAAUGAGUACUGUAAAUGAUGAAAAUGAUAAAAAUAAUAAUGUAUUUACUAGUUCUGAUCCACCAAAGAUAGAAGAAAAAAAGGAAAUUAUAGUAGACCCAAGUGCCGUUGGUCCUCUUAAACCAGAGCGACGCAAACAUAUAGCUAAAAAGUUAAACGAUAACAUUUCUAAUUCCAUUUCAGAAAAAUUAAAUAACGAUACAUUAUUAUCUCCAUCAAAAGAAUUAAAUAAUGCAGAUAAGCAAAGUGAUCCCUUUAAAGAACCUAUUAUCGAACACAGCGUAUCAAAAGAUAUUAAUUCAUUACCUGAACCGCAUAUCGACGAUAACGUGAGUUAUCACUUGAAAAUAAAUACUAUCAGUGAUUUUACAGCGCCGGAUAUAUCUGAUACACCUACUUCACAGGUAAGUAGGAUAAAUACAGAAAACAAAAGUGCAACCAGAUUUAACACGUAUUUAGCGCCAUUGAAUAUAGUAAACACUAAUAUUGGCCAAACGUCUCCUAUAAUAUUGAGUCCUGUUUUAAUACAACCGGUAUUUUUCAAGUCAAAUAAAUCAACGAAUGGAAAUGAGCAAAAACAAGAAAGCGUAAAGACUACAAUAUAUUAUGACGAUACAGAUAAAGUGAUUAGUAAAGAUAAUAAAAACAAAGCAUCAAUUGAAGAAAUUAAAACGAAUAUCGAAAGCAUUAACAGUAAUUUUGAGACCUCAAAAUCGGAUGUAGAAAAUAAGAAGACUGGAUUAUAUCACAAGAAUACCAAACCUAAACUGCUUCCUUUUGUGUCCAAAAAGUCACCAUCGAAUGAAAACUUAGAUAGAUCUGUAAAGGAAGAGUCCAAUAAUUCAGUAGCUAAAUUAUCAAGGUCGCCUCAAUGGCUUAUCGACAAUCAAUACUAUCAACCGAUGGAAAAUGUGCCCUUUGUAAUUAAUACAGUACAGACUUUUGUGAAACCUAGUUCACCAAUGAAUCUACCUAAGACAAAUGAGAUUCGGUUUAGUGGAAAGCCCCCUCCGCAGGUUCAUAAGAAAGAAGAAUCAGAAAAUUAUUACGAAGAAAUUGGGGAACCUAUACCUUUACCUGUUAGCAAAAACGUAGCCGAUGAUGACAAACUAACAAAUAAAAUUGCUAAUAAUGAUUUUGAGGAUGUCAAGCGAGAAGCCAUAUUGAAAGUGCCACGCAAACCCAAAAAACCUAAAACACAUCCAACGAGGCCGUUUAGCCAAGCUCAAGAUGCACCUGAAAUAGUAAAAGAAAUGUCUAAAGUAACGAAAUCAGUGAUAUCACUAUCUCGAUCACCCAGUGCUAGCAGUUUGACAAAACGACCAGAAUUCGGGAGCGUCAAUAAAAAUUUGGAUAAGAAACCACCUCAGCCAGAGCUUCGAAAACCUAUUGAAGUACCUCUAAGGAAGUUUUCGCUCCAAGGACAGAAAGCGCCAAGUGUGGAUACAAAUACAGGAUCUCUACCUCGCGACAGAAAAACGUAUCAUUGGACGACUCUGGAACACAAAAGACUAUCGCAUCCCAUACGCUCACUAAAUGACACAUCGAUACCCCUACCUUUACCCCCUCGUGCGGAAGAAACGCCAACACCCCCACCGUUAUUAUCUAGCGCGUCUUUACAAGACAUUAUGGCGACAGCGGCGUCGCAUCGUCGAACUAAAGGCGUAAGUCGGCAAGACUCCCGUCUAUCCGUGAAAUCUCUCAUAGAGAGUAUUGAGAACGCGGCGAAGGCGGCCAAGCAGUCGCCCGCUACCACGCCUGUUACUGAGUGGCCGCAGGUCCAAAACCAAACAACAACCACAUCCACAAUGAAGAACGGUACAACCGAACCCAGUACGGGUAACGGUCUCACAGCGCCCGCCUUCAACAAGCCGCCCGCCGCCAGAGCACGCACAUCGCCUAGUAGUGCGGAGUCGGGCGGCGGGAUGAGCAUCGCGAACAUGCCGGACGAGCAGCGCGCGCUUGCGUCGCUGCAGCAGAAGGCGAUCGAGUCGUUUGUGCGGCGGAACAGCUAUGGCGAUAUUUGUGAAAGGAAAGAUCCUCUCAACGCGCUACAAAUUAAAAACGGCGGGUCGAAACGCAAUGCGCUGCUCAAAUGGUGUCAACAGAAGACGAUGGGCUACAACAACAUUGAUAUCACCAACUUCAGUUCGUCCUGGAACGAUGGCCUAGCACUAUGCGCGUUACUACACUCGUACCUCGGCGAGACUCGAAUCCCGUACCCGUCAUUAACGCCAAACGACAAGCGGACAAACUUCUCGGUGGCUUUCGCAGCCGCUGAGUCAGUUGGGAUACCCACUACGCUGAACAUUCAAGACAUGAUUCAACAAGAGCGCCCAGACUGGCAGCAAGUGAUGGCCUACGUCACCAGCAUAUACAAGCACUUCGAGACUUAACAGUCUUAAUUAAACCAAUAAUAAGUAAAAAGGUGUAGAUAGAAAUGUGGCUAAUUAGCCAGAUUGACAGUUGUCUCUUUUUCGCUCAAGAUAGUUGAAUCAUGCCAUCUCUUUUUGACGUCUAAUCGUUUUUGAAGAUCCAAUGUUGUGUUGGCAACCUAUCUACACCUAUUUACUUAUUAUUAUUUGGUUGUUAUUUAUUAGCUUCUCUAUGCAUUUCCAAGGUCCAAAAUAUGUUUAAGCGGACCAGAUUUGUAGGUUAUGUUAAAAUAUGUGUGUUUUUGUGUUUGUACGUCUCGAAAUGUAUGUAUGUGCAGUUGUAUGGUAGAUGAUGCUAGUUUUUCUUCCAGAAUAUUGAAGUACUGUUUUAAUAUCACUAAUGGCUUUACUGCCGUCAAUUAUUAUUUAGGUUGUUCUUAAUUUGUCUGUGAAAAGGAAUUGACAGUGAUAUUCUAAUGGAAAUAAGUAUCUUUUUUUUGUACUAUAGAAUGAUUAACUAACGCUUUAAUAUUGAUAUUAAACGCGACAAUAUGAAUUAGUGUAUAUGUAAACGAAGCUAAGUAUUACUAUCUCGCUUCAACACGAAUAUGUAUGUUUAUGGGCGUGACAGAGACAGAAAUAAUACAACUGACAUUAUUAAGAAAAUUCUAAAAGAUGUGGUAUUUAACAUUCCAUUUAGUGCAUUUAUGAAGUUUGAAGAAAUAUAUCGCUUUAGUUAAUCGAUCUAUAGAUUUUUUCCUGAACAUAUUCGGUGCUACAAUAUUUAAGCCGUUUAAAUUUAAAAUAGGCUUUUUUCGCCAAUGAAAAUAUGCAUUGAGGCAGACUAUAUAAAAUUGAUAUCUAAUCUGCGAAAAACAUAAAUAUGUUAAUCCCUAAUAAAUGAGGGUAGUUUGCAUAUUUAUUCAAUAGGGUUAAAAAGUAAAAUUGUAUGCCUUUGACUGGCCUUUUGGUGUUGUGUACGUGUUAAGGAAUUGAAUCCCGUCUUUCCGUGAUAAAGACUGAUUGAUAGGUUUACUAACAUCGUAGGGUUGAGAGAUUCUGGGGUUGCCAACCUUUUUGACAAUAUUUUACAUAAAUUUUUUAACGAUGGAGAAGUAUUGAAAACAUAACUUGUUGCCCAUUUUAAGAAUGGAAUUCUAUAAAUUUAUUAAUUUAGUCUAUAGGUAACUAACAAAACUUAAGAUUAUUUUUCUACAUUUUCUUCCAUUUUCUUGGAGAAGAAAAUGAGGAAAUUAAAAAUUGGAUGUUUGGUGAAAAAUGUUGACAGCCUCAGAUAUCAUUGUGAUGUCGAUAUAGACUAAAUAUGUUUAUGGUCUAAUAGUUUUUGCAUUAAGUGCUUCUAGAUGAUGUUAUUCCAAAAUGGCGGACUUGAUAAAUAAUCCUUAUUCAGAGAAUCACAAAUGAAAAAUGAUAAUUUUUUAAUUGUACAAAAAAGAUUAUAACUUUAUUGACAAUAAUAAAGUGGUUGUCAUCUUUUUCUUUUCAAACAAUUGUAUUUAAAAUAUAACUGAUCGUCCGCCAUUUUGAUGACGUCAUAAGUGAGACGUGUAACGUAUAUAAAUAUAUUCUUGAAUGAUGUACUUCGGUGUCUAUUUAUGUGAGAGUAUUGGUAAUUCGUAUGUAUACAAAUUUAUAUAUUAAAUAAAUAUUCACGUACCAAGAUUUUUGAAGUAAAAUGAACCUUAGCGUAAUGUAAUACGGUUCAGAAUCCACAACUUCGUAGUGGCAUGAAUCUCACAUGUGUUAUUUCUAUUUAAAGUCGAUAAGUAAUGGCACUAACAGUUUCUAUUCGAUGAUAUAACAAUCUUAUUCUAAAACAUAAUUCAAAUAUCUUAUGAUAUUUCAUAAAUAUGAGGGUAGAACAAAAAAAGUUAAACAGUUGUUUUUCUAUACUCCCUAUUUUCAUGUCAACGAUAAAUAUCGCCACUGUAAAAUACCCUAAAAGCACACAUAAUAUGAAUUAUCACCUCCAAUCAUGUAGACGUUUGUCUUCCUUGUAUAUUAUGAACUAUGAUACAAACCAAUGAUUUAAAAUAUAAAAAAAAAAUACAUCAAAUAGCCCCCUAUUUGAACUGAUAUGCUCCAAGAACCAGUCAGUUUUUUAUAGUUAUAUUAUAUAUCUAAAUAAAUUCUGGCCUUCGCGAGUGUUAGAGACGCAUAGCACCAGCUGUACGCGUUUUAAAAUAGAGAAUAAAAAAGCCUUCGUAUGGAAUUAGUGAUUUGCGAAUUUUAUGUACUGUGGUAAACAAUUUUGUGACCAUAGAUAAAAAAAAAUAAUUGAAUUUGGAAUGUCAAUAUGUAUCUAGAACAUUCUAGUCUUGUAUUCUAUGGACACAAUUGCGACACCAUUGUUAUAAAAACGAUUAUAAUUAUUUUGCAUUGUAUCUGGUUGUUGAAGCUAUAGAGUAUAUAUUUUCUGAUAAUUAUAUUUCUGUAAAUAUAGCUUAAAUAAAGUUCCUGAUUUAUCGAA